This is a messenger RNA of Octodon degus (degu), 3667 nucleotides long. It is a transcript of the gene Rnf115, whose product is annotated as ring finger protein 115. The record is from RefSeq and is a predicted model, not a curated record. Gene Ontology annotation, biological process: ubiquitin-dependent protein catabolic process; protein ubiquitination; positive regulation of DNA-templated transcription. The transcript has 9 exons. Gene Ontology annotation, cellular component: nucleoplasm; cytoplasm. Bases 192 to 1106 code for a protein of 304 amino acids. Lineage: Eukaryota; Metazoa; Chordata; Mammalia; Rodentia; Octodontidae. Gene Ontology annotation, molecular function: ubiquitin protein ligase activity.
GGGGAUGGUGGGCGGGCCGCGAGGUGGCGGGCCGUGCUGUCGCCUGUCUGGGUCCGGCCUACUCACGUGACCGACGCGGGCUGUGGAGCGGCAGCCGCGCCGAGGGUGGAGGCGGAGGCGGCGGCGCAGCCGGGAGCAGCGGCUGGAGGCAGGGCGGCCGCCUUCCCCGACAGCCGCGGCUGAGGAGAAAGAUGGCGGAGGCUUCUGCGGCCGGGGCGGACGCGAAGGAGGAAGCUGUGGCCGCCCACCGAUUUUUCUGCCACUUUUGCAAGGGCGAGGUCAGCCCCAAACUACCGGAGUAUAUAUGUCCCAGAUGUGAAUCAGGCUUUAUUGAAGAAGUGACAGAUGAUUCCAGUUUUUUAGGUGGUGGAGGCAGUCGGAUAGACAAUAGCACAUCAACACAUUUUGCAGAGCUGUGGGACCAUUUGGAUCAAACAAUGUUUUUCCAAGAUUUUAGACCAUUUCUGAGUAGCAAUCCACUGGACCAAGAUAACAGAGCCAAUGACAGAGGUCACCAAACUCAUACUGACUUCUGGGGACCAAGUCGGCCUCCAAGGUUGCCAAUGACUCGGAGAUACCGGUCUCGAGGAAGUACUCGUCCUGAUAGAUCUCCAGCUAUUGAAGGAAUAAUACAACAGAUCUUUGCAGGAUUCUUUGCAAAUUCUGCAAUACCUGGAUCCUCACACCCUUUUUCUUGGAGCGGGAUGCUGCACUCCAACCCUGGGGACUAUGCCUGGGGUCAAACAGGGCUUGAUGCCAUUGUAACCCAGCUUUUAGGACAACUGGAAAACACAGGGCCUCCCCCAGCUGACAAGGAAAAAAUCACUUCUCUUCCAACAGUGACAGUAACUCAGGAACAAGUUGAUAUGGGUUUAGAAUGUCCAGUAUGUAAAGAUGAUUACACAGUUGAAGAGGAAGUCCGGCAGUUACCCUGCAAUCACUUCUUUCACAGCAGUUGUAUUGUGCCAUGGUUAGAACUGCAUGACACAUGUCCUGUGUGUAGGAAGAGCUUAAAUGGUGAGGACUCUACUCGGCAAACCCAGAGCUCUGGGGCUUCUGCAAGCAACAGAUAUGACAGCCAGCUACAUGACCGAUGGACUUUCUGAACUGAAGACCACACCUGAACCAGGGCUCUUGGGAGUAGUCUUCUUACCAUAGAUGUAAACUGUAUUAAAGCAAAACAAAUAGUAGAUGGAUUUAGGAAUCACAUAAGAAACCCCAACCCAUUACAUUAAUGCAAUGAGUGUUUUUCUUCUCUAAAUUUAAAGUUAGUAUCUACAAAACAAAUUGUAUCUACAACCAAAUCCCUCUUGUUCCUCAAUUCAGAGUGAUAAUUUUAUAAGUGUGAAACUUAAGUACAGUAUGUGGAUUUUCCCCUGUCUGAAUAAAAUGAGUUCCUUGAAGUCUAGCUAGGGUCCUGCUAUGUGUCAUGUUGCCCUGUACUGGAUGUUUACACCUCCUCCUUCCAACCUUUGUCUCAUCAUUAGUGUAUUUUGCAGUAAAUUCACAGGACCCAGAGCACUAAAAUCCUGAUGGUAUAAAGUCCUUUUGUCUUAAUUGUGCAAAAGCAUCUACUGUUGUCUACAUAAGCAGUGAAGUAGGAUAUGACUAAUUGAGGAAUCUGAGAUUGAUGAACUUUGUUUUGUCUCAAUCUCAUAAGCAAAUCACAGAAAGAUUGAAAUGGAAAGGAACAAGUGGCCUGUCAUUAUAUAUUAGGGGUGUGCUUUCUCCCGAAACCAACAAAAUACGUCUUGGCAUCCUUCGGUGGGAGUCAUCUAAUUCUGGUUCCUUUUUGGCAGGCAGGUAAUGUGCUGCUGAGCCACAUCCCUAGCGUCUGGUUCAUUUUUGGUAAUAAGUUGGAUAAUAAGACACAGGGAAUGACAUAUACUUGAAAUCUUUAGUUCUGAGAUUUUUAAAAUGAUGCCCAACUCUGUUCGCUAUCGCAACCUUAAAAUAAUUCCCUUAUAAAAAUAGGAUUAUUUCAUUAGUACCUCUACAACCAAUUCACUCAUUUUGGUUAUUCAUUAAGAAUUGAAAUUUUACAUUGGUUUAAUUUUUAAAAGUCCAUUUUUCAUCUCUGAAAUUGUUCUGAUCUCCUUUGUUCUGCUUAUACUUGUAGUACUCACACCAAUUAAAAUGAUCACACCCAGAACAAGUAGGCCUGAAAGAGGUAGUAGAUCUUACUUUUUAAGCCUGAUAAUGUCCCAUACACAUGCUCUUUUGAAUGUUUAAAGUUGAAUAAAUGAAUGUUAUGGCUAUUGUUGGAACUUCAUAGUCUCAAAUGGACAACAGAGUCAUAUAACAGCUGCUGGUGUACUAAAAAGCGUGUUUACAAAGGUGUACAAAGUGGCAAAAUUUUUAAGGUCAUUUCAGCCCUUCGUAGUUUAGAGAAGAUCACUGUUCUUUUGUAUGUCUUUCUUGGCUAACAGGCUUUCCUCAGUGUUUGUUGAUUGUUAUAUACUGAUUUGGGGCUGAGGAAAGGGGGUUGAAAAUAUUUUUGUCUUUACUUUGAUAGAGAAUAAAAGAAUUGGGGAAGAAAGAGUGAGGCCACUUUAGAGACCACUUGGAGUAGCCUGCUGAACUAAUAACUUGCCUCUAAAAGUUAACUAGGAGCUGUCAUGUAAGUUGGGCCCAGGGAGAAUAGAUGUUUUUUCCUUAACUGCACCUCUCGUACUGUACCUCUACAGGGUUUACUUCUGUGGGAGUGAUCUGUUUGUUGUAGUGAGCUCAUGAAAUGUACCUUAGAAUACACAUUGGCUUUGGAUUGAGAGUGAAGAAGGAUGAGGGGAUGUGAAAAUUACAUUAUAUUUGGUACUUCUGAGAUGGAAGAAAGUGGUGUUAAAUUGAAGGACAUUUCAGUUUUCAAAUAGAGCACAUAGCAGUUAUCAGCUAUGUCAGAGAAAUUUUGACACCUUCAGAAUACAAUAAUUUAAAAAAGAGAACACUCAUGACACCUUGGAAAUUUUAUCUGCCUGUUGGUAUCCGGAGAUGCCAGGACAGGCAGUUCUGUUUUUAGGUAUAUUUAGAGAACUAAAAUGGAUCUGAGUAGUAUCACAAAGGAAAAAAACAUGAUGGUAAGACAGAUCUGCCUUUUUAUUGUACAGUAUUGCAAGCAGCAUCAGACUAGAUUAUCUGAAUUUUUUUUCACUUUUUUUUGCUCUGAUAGAAGCUGUGAGGCUUAUUUUGCUGUUUCCUAGACUUGUCCCAUGUAAUUCUUUUGUAGUGUGUCUUCUCAUAAUGGGAAGCAUCUCAGACUUCCAGGUUAAUUUACGAUAAAGAGUAACAUUUCUUUAGAGAAAUAUGAUGCAUAUGUAGAUAUAGAAAGAGAUUUAUUAUAAAGAUUUGGCUCUUGCAAUUAUGAGUCGAGAAGUUCUAAGAACUAUACGAGGCCAGUUAGAGAUUCAGGAGAGCAAUUACUGUAGUUGCCGCCACAGGCAGUGGUUUCAGUUCCAGUGUGAAAGCCAGCAGCCUUGAGACCCAAGGAGAGCUGGUAUUUCAGUUCUGAUCCAAAAAAUGGGAAACAGUGAUGACCCAAUUUAAGCACUUGGGCAGGAAGAGUUCUUUAUUACUUGAAAGAAGUUAUCUUUUAGUCCUUUUGUUGUUAUUGUUGUUAUUUUUGUUCUAUUCAAGACUACUUGGAUUGAUUAAAUAAAGAUUCAUCCUCAUA